GAGGUGUCCCUGCCGGGGGCGGCUCCGGUCCCCGCGGUCCCUCCCCGGUUGGCGGCGCCGGGGCGGGAGAGGCGCUGCGUGCGGGAGCGGCGAUGCUGCGCUACAGUUCGGGGCUCUCGGUGACCGCCGCCUCCCCGCGGCGGCCGGAGCGGCGGAAGAUGAAUGUCUGUAGGCUACGUUUAACAGUACCGCCUGAUGAGGGCUCGCAGCCUGAACAGGGAGGAAAGGAACCUGAAAGAAAGAAAAAUGAGCUCUACCAUGUACCAAAUGGUAUGUCUCCGGGGAAGCUCUCUCAUGGGAUGGUGUACGGUGUCGUGCACCGAACUGACAACAACCACAAGAGAGAAAUGGUGGUUUAUGGCUGGUCAGCCGAUCAGCUGAAGGAGGAGAUGAAUUACAUUAAAGAAGUGAGAGCAACUCUGGAAAAAGUAAGAAAGAAAAUGUAUGGUGAAUAUGAUGAAAUGAAACGAAAAAUACAGCAGCUAACAAACGAACUGAAAGUGACAAAUGCUCAUCAGGAAUCCUUAGAGAAUCAUGUGCGCGUGCAGGCUGCAGCCUUAGAUAGCUUUAGUGAAAUGAACAGCUCCUUGACAUCAGCAUCAAUAGACUUGCAGAAAACUCUAGUGGAUGUUACAUUGGAGAACACUGACAUAAGGGAACAAAUAAGGAAUUUAAAACAUACACAUGAGCAAUCUAUGGAAAAGCUGAGAGAGAAGCAGAAGCAACUGGAAACAGCGCAAAUUGAAAACCAGUUACUGAAAUUAAAGGUGGAAUCGUCUCAGGAAGCCAAUGCUGAAGUCAUGAGAGAGAUGACAAGAAAACUGUAUAGUCAGUAUGAAGAAAAAAUGCGAGAAGAGGAGCAGAAACAUAAAGCUGAGAAAGAAAUCCUCCUAGAGGAAACGAAUCGGCUUCUGAAGGCUAUUGAAGAGGCAAAUAAGAAGAUGCAGGUUACAGAAACAAGCAUACAGGAAAAGGACCAGAGGAUUGGUGAGCUAGACCGGCUGAUUGAACGCAUGGAAGAGGAACGGCACCAGCUGCAAAAACAACUUGAAUUAAAUGAAAUACAAUUAUCUGGAGCAAAAUCUGAAAACAGCUCUGACAGUGAAAGGUCACAGCAUCUGGAGGAGGUAGCAGCUAGCCUAAGAGAGCGAAUCAAACAUCUGGAUGAUAUGGUCCACUGCCAGCAGAAGAAAGUCAAGCACAUGGUCGAGGAGAUUGAAAUGCUAAGGAAGAAAGUAAAAGAAAAGGAAUUAUUUAUAAUACAGCUUUUAGAAAAAAUUUCUUUUUUAGAAUGUGAGAAUAAAGAAUUACAAGAUAAAUUGGACUACUUAAUGGAAAACCAGCCAAAGACCAAUAUAGAAACCAGAGACACUGGUGUAGGAUGUGAUCUUCCAUACAGGAAAUUCAUUGCUAGGCUUCCAGAUAAGGGUAAGAAGAUCGCCGAUUUUGCCGAAAAGCUGACGCGUGCCAUUUUACAAGAGGAAGAAUUGGCAAGGACGGCUGAGCUGUUAUCUGCUGUCAGAUUGGAGUUUCGGGUGAAACAGGAGGUUAAUAGAAGCAGACAACAAGUUAUCCUAGAUGAGGACACGCUAAACUGUGAGGAUUCCUUACUCUUUAAUGAAAACUCCAGUAUUAAAAGUGUUCCUGAGAUUUCUUCCCAAAGGCAGGAAGCAGGAUGUAUUCAGCAAGAUGCCACAACUACGGAUCUGGAAAAUCAAAGGACUCAGAGGAAAAGUGAUAAUGCAAAACCUGUUGCAGGAGAUCAGAAUCUUUUUGGUGAUGUCAUCUCCAAGUCAUCCACAAGCAGUGAUCUGAAAAAUGAUCAGCAGGCAUUGCAGAGCCGUUCUGAGGAUGGUACAGAAAGUACAGCUGCUAUGGACAGCAGUAAAGACGCAUUGGUUGAUGCCUUUCAAAAAAUUACAAUUAUAGAUGGGGAAUAUAGUGAAAAAGUAUUGGAAAAAGAACAGAAUGUGGCUAAACGUAUGGGCAGUAUCUUUGGAGGACAGCACCCCAAGACACCACAUUAUAUUGAAGUUCUAGAGGCCAGAGCCAAGAACCCAGUCAAAAAAAAAAGCAAAUUCAAACCAAAUAUGUUAUCAGGAGAGCAAAGUGGAUCAUCGCGUGAUUCCUCAUCCAGUCAGUCACCCAGGGGAUUUGGCUCUCCAAUGACUGCUGAAGAGAGAAGACUUAGAGAUAAGAGACAUUUGAAUGACAUCACAGCAGCUCAGCUGCCACCACUUCACCAUUCCCCUGCUAAGCUGCUAUCCAUAGAGGAAUCGAUAGCAAUUCAGAUACAGCAAAAAGAAGUUUAUGAGGAAAUGCAAGCCAAGCUUGCAGCGCAGAAGCUUGCUGAGAGAUUGGAUGUAAAAAUGCUCAAGUUCGAACCAGAGGGAGAGACCUCAAUGCAAUACAGAGAAGUGAGAGAUGAAGAUUAUUUUUCAGCAGAGGACUGAAUUUGAAGAAGGGAUGUCUGAGGAUGAGCCAUGUAACUGAUCUUUAUGCAGUACUUCUUAAAAACCAAACCUGGAUAUUUAGAAUGUGUGAUGUAGUCAGUUUUUUUCCUCCAAUUUUUAAUUGCAGCUUUUGGAAGGGUUCAGUCUAAACGCCAUAAAUAUAAGUGUUAUCAAGUGGUAACCCCAGUGAUAUUUGGGGACUAUGUUUUGAGUACUUGGGGCAGUUAAUCCUUGUAGAAUGCCCCAUAGUUUUCAGCUACAGCAAAGUUGGCUCUUUGAUACGCUUUUGCAGGCUAUGACAAGUCAUCAACAAGAGAAGGUUUCUUCUGUGCAGAAAUAUGAUUACAAAGGGCGUUGGCACACAUGUCCGUGGAGUAAGCUAAGGUGCCCAUGAAAUGCUCGUGUGUAGGAAAGUUUUUGUCUUGUAUAAAUGUGAGAUACUUCUUUAUCUAUUUAAGAUUACCUUUCUUUUACCAUAUGGUGAACAUACAUGCCUGGACAGCUGCAAUAAAUACGUGAUAGGCUGUAAGUUAGCUUCUUAUCACAUGAGAACUUGUUUCUGUGCCUGCACCUUAAAAUAACACUUUCUGCCCUUAUGUUUUAAACAGGUUUAGAAUUUCAAGUUGUUUUGUAACUCGGAUUCUGUUUGGGCCUUAUGAGACUCUGCUGUAUCAUUUUUGGUGAUUACUGCGAAGCACAUCAAGAGAUCAAGUUAAUCUGAAGAUUUUAAUAUUUUUAUUAAAGGUCUUGGUGUUUUCCCGUAUUUUUGUACACUGCUUUCAUGCUUUGGAAUACUAUUUUUAGAUCGUGUGAUGCUGUAUAUUAAGAGAUCCACCCUCUGUUUUUUGAGAAAAUGUUUUGUGCAUUUUGCAGUUUAGCUGUUCUUUAAAGAUAAAAAACUGUCUUCCCUACAAUAACAAUUUCUGCCUUUUAAUGUGAAUUUUGAAAGGUAAGGAAUACAUCCGAGAAGUAUUUCACCAUGAUAUCCCAUUGUUGACUAGGAUAUUCCUGCCCUAGUGUGAGUUCAGAUCUAAAAAACAAACCUCAGAGGUGGCUCUCAUAGCCUGGCAACACUUGUUUUCUGAGACACAGCAGCAGCACGUGCAGGGCAGCUGGACGUGCAAGCCUUUCCUUGUAUGUGUACGUGUUCCCACAGGAAUAGUGUCUCCGGAAACAGAGAGCACUCCAGAUCUGAGUAUUUCAAAAAGCUGCAUGAUGUCAUCCAGAAAUGGGCGAUGAAAGCCUCUGCCACUUCUUGAGAGCGUACAGCACUUCAGUAGCAGACAGUAACUCUCCCAAAUGCUCCACCAGCUCUCCCAGGCAGUCUUUGUGGCACGGUCCAUACCCUGGCAGUGCAGUUUGACAGGUGUAAGUGCUGCUGAGCUACUAUGUGCCGCGAUUGAGAGACGGGACGCAGCUUGAUGCAAGCAAAAUGUCGUCCUUAUUGCGCAGCUAACUUAUAUUUAUACCAGUUACAGCUAAUUUAGGCUCAUACAUAUUGCAAAAAGCAAGCUCAUUAUUGGCUAAUACAAAAGGGUCUUCUCUCUAAACAUCUGCCUCACUUAACGACAGUUUCCUGCCAUUCAACAAGUACCCGCGAUCAAGCCGCGAUCAAGCCAGCCAUCUUUGUUCAAGUUCUUAUCUCACUCCCUCCUGUGGCCAACAAGUUCCAGCACGUCUGCUUUUAUCAACUGAUCUGUGCUGGGGGUUUUCUUGAAGCCAGACAGAUCCUGUCCAACAACUAUGUGGUAAUUUUUGAGCAUGUCACCUGUUGCUCAUCUGUGAUGCUUCUUUCCUGUACUCUUUCCUCUCACAGGUUUCUUGUUCUCAUUGUUCAUUGGGUUCUCAGCAGCUGUCUGCCCUCCUCUUCUUAUAAGAUUUAUCUCCUCUCUGCAUCCCUGUACCAUCCAUUCCCUUUCAUAUGACAUAUUGCUCCCUUUAGCUGUAUUUGAUUUCUACCAUGCAUCACACAUCCUCCUGUCAUUGCAAUCUUCUCCUAAUUUCUCCGGCUCUGUCUAAAUACCAUUUGAGCACCUUCUACAUACCUCAGUUGCUUGAUUAUCUCACAGAAACCUAAAUGUCUCUGUGUUUUAGCUGAGGGUGCCCUCCUGUUGAGGCUUGCUUUCUUGUUUCCAGUUUUGGUUUCAGACUGUGCAGGUGUUUGCCACUUCCAGGCCUUAUAGCUCUUGAGGAUGCAGUUGGUCUCUUGGAUCACCAUUGCCCGGUGCCACUACCUGCUCACCCAGUCAGUUCUGGUCAUCAGUCCUCCCAUUAUUUCAGUCUGUUGUACUGAUUGAGGACAAGAGGCCUCAUAAGCGCACUGACUUUCCCUUUGCUGUUGCAGGAAGCACAAGGUAUUGCUUCCAGGCCUGUUUGCCUCUCCUCCUUUUUACUAUCAUCACCCCUGUCCCUGUACUGACUGUUGUCACGCCUCAAAGUUUCUAUGUGGUUUUUCCAUGCUGGCUUUUCUGCGCUAAAGGAAUUUGCACAAGGCUACACAGUUAAGAAUUUGUUUUCUAGAUUACUUGAAUCUAGCUCAACAUAGGCUUCUGCUGACUACGCUCUUGUGCUAACUGAAAUUAUGCUCUUUCCUUACCCUUUUAAGGCUUUCUUUUCCUCUAAGCUUUGUGAGGUGGUUUUCUUGGUCUGUAUUUUGACAGCAUUCAACCUGUUGGGACUUUGCCAAAGUGAAUCCCCUGAACAAAUGCCACCUUUAACGGGGUGGGAAGAAAGAAAUUACUUCAGUAACAGGUGAAGUGCAUUAUAUGUUUGUCAUACAAUUAGCAGCUGUUCAGCACAGUGCUAGAGGAGUCCUUGUGGAAGAGAGUGCUGCCUGGAUACGAAACCAAGCUUAAGGUCUGAAUUUUAAGUUAUUGCUAAGGGGUUUCUAUUUGUGCAAAACCUGGAAGCUUUCAUGGAGGGGUGUUGGUCAUAGGUUCUGGCCAUAGGUAUAUACUUUGAAUUAACAUUUUGUGAGUGAUAAGAUGAUAAGAAAGCAAAGAGUCAGGUGUAAAGUGAUUUCCAUGCUAAGGAGGAAGAGUCAGGUGUAAAGUGAUUCCCAUGUUAAGGAGGUUGUCCAGUCCAAAAGUUUGUAAAAGAUUAGAGACUAAGAGGAUGAAUCACAGAAUGGUUUAGUCAUACUGAACUUAGUUCCUGAUGUAUGGUACUGCUGUUGUGUGUUUCACAGUUCUCCAGUUCCAGAGCAUUUCAGAACACUGAAAAUUGAGGAGCUUGCUCUCUUUUUUUGGGAGUGGACUGUUUCAUUGGAGUGGGCUGUUAACCCAGUAGAAAAUAAAGAGUUGAUAAUAUAUUUCUGAAGUUCCUGGUGUGAAGAUUGUUUUGUUUUGAUCAUGUAAAGUUUGGAGAAAACUAAAACCUUGUACUUAAGAAGGCACUGUAGAAGAAGGUAGGAAACAAUUGCUAUAUAGAGAAAGAAAAGUUUUGGGUAUGCAAAUGGAUGAGAAAAGAUCUGUAAGACCUAAAGCCUGGAAAUCAUGUAGAUCUGAAAGAUGACAAAAAGAGCUUCAAUGUUAUGGUGCAAAUAUGAGAGCUGUAGCAUGUAUGAAGUUUUUGUGCAGCAUAGCUUUGAUUUUUGCAUCGUUGGGGCUACCUGAUCCCCAAAUGGCACCAAAGAAAAGUGCUAUAACCUUUGCUGAGGGAGGGAACAUGCAAUCUGCUUUGCCAGCUGGGAUGUUAAUGUGAUCUACAGGAUUUAGCAGCCUAAACAUUUGCUAAUAUCUGGGAGAUAACAUUUUAAACAAGAAAGACAUAAAUACUGCUGUACUUAAUUAUUUUGGGGGGACUAUAAGAGUAAGUAAGGGUAAAAAAGACACAUCAGCUUUUCCUGGUUUUUAGAAUUAGAUCUAGCUGACAGGCCAGCAGUUCUGUUAGCAGUUUUCCAUCUGCUGGCUUAUGGACUGCUGCUACAGGCCAUGCAAUGAAAAAGAAGUCAGUGACACUAAGCUGCAAAUUUCUGUGUGGAGGAAACAGGGUCUGCACACUGAGAGAAUUUGAAAACCAUGGCUCUGUGCUGUGGAAUUUCUGAACCUGCCACAGGGAUACCAUAUCAGGAGUUAGGGAAAAGAAUAUCCAGAUGCUACAGACUGAUGAGUAGGAACUUUAGCAGGAAGCCAUGGCAAAAGCUGGUCAUGCUCGGUGAGCAGCCCUGGGCAGUAGUUUGGGGGUUUCUGUAUGGAACUUGCAGACAGUUUCCAUGUUGCAGACACACCACAAGCUGGCAGCCUUUAGCAGUCUCACAGAAGAGGUAGGAGCUGACUAGCCCGAGUUGUAGGUGGAGAUUGCAGAGCCAGUUGCCUGCACCCAGGAGGCUGGCUCUAAUCUCCCUUCUGUACCAAGCUCGGUUCUGCCAGGGGAAAUCAUCUGCAGCGGGACCCUGUUCAAACAGUUUUGGCCUAGUUUGAGUGGCAUUUGGCUCAUCAUCUGCCUUUAGAAAGUUAGUGCCUGCUAGGAAUAUCCUUUGGUCAGAAGAUUUUGUAAAGAAUUCUUGGCCUUGAAUGCCAAUUUAUGAAUGCCAUAAAGGGGACAGGGAAUGGGAGUCCAGUGUUGGAAAAUCCGUGCCCUACCCUGUGGACUCUGCUGUAGUAAAAGGUGGCUUUUCUCUGCUUUGCCAGCCUCGCUUUUUCUUCAGAGCAAUAGAAGAAGUGUAAUUUCUCCAAACUGUCUUGUAAGGACAAAUUUUUCAGGGAGUAAGUCUUGCAUGGUGUGGUCCUGCUCCAGGGAGAUGCUAAUGGAACUGUGUUUUUCCUGAGUUUGUUGUUCAUGUUUUGUUCCAAGCCACUGCUCUUGGGGUGGUAUGUGUGGAGAUGACCACUGAGAUUUCCCGGUUUCCUAAUGUUUGUUUUUCAGUUGUGAACUCCCACGUUCUGGGUGGGGGAGAAAGGGACGUAGAAAAGACAGCUGUGUGUAAGCAACAUUUAUUUUGCUGUGGGUUUUUUUUUUUUUGUUUGUUUUCAAUAAGCUAAUGAUAGUUUUUUAUUCUCGCACUUCUGCAGUGCCGUGUCACUGUUGACAUUGUGUCAGAUUAAUGUUAGCUGACCGUAAUCCGAACAUUUUACACUCACAUUGACUUUUCGUGGGAUAUGAGUGC
Cuculus canorus (common cuckoo) is the source of this 7560-nucleotide messenger RNA. It is a transcript of the gene MYZAP, whose product is annotated as myocardial zonula adherens protein. The record is from RefSeq and is a predicted model, not a curated record. Gene Ontology annotation, cellular component: intracellular anatomical structure; nucleus; nuclear envelope. The transcript is spliced from 15 exons. Gene Ontology annotation, molecular function: transcription elongation factor activity. Gene Ontology annotation, biological process: intracellular signal transduction; transcription elongation by RNA polymerase II; maintenance of ER location. NCBI's taxonomy places the organism in Eukaryota, Metazoa, Chordata, Aves, Cuculiformes, Cuculidae. Bases 93 to 2453 code for a protein of 786 amino acids.